This is a messenger RNA of Trichobilharzia szidati, 3986 nucleotides long. NCBI's taxonomy places the organism in Eukaryota, Metazoa, Platyhelminthes, Trematoda, Strigeidida, Schistosomatidae. The record is from the annotation of a GenBank genome assembly.
GCAGUUUGUCGGUAGCGUUACAUUGGAAUGACAAGCCGUGUUUAGUACGAUGGUUCAGUCGUCUUCUUGGGUGGAUCUCUGGGAUAGAGCUAGUGAAUUCAUAAAAUAUCAUGAUAAUGGAAUAAAUAUUCAUGAAAGAUUAUAUAAAUUUUUAAUUGAAUUUGCAAAAUUACAGAAAGAAGCAUUUAUUGCACAAAAACGAUUAUGUGAAAAACACUUAAAUGAUGCACAAAAAUAUUUUGGUGUCUCCAAUAGUUAUGUUUCAUUUUUCAAUGAACUUGUACAAAUUGUUCAACAUAUUAUAGAUGCUGAAAAUUUAAUUUCAUGCUCAUUUGAAAUACAUGCUAGUAAUGAAGGGAAAUCAGUUAUUGAAGAUGAACGUAGACAGUUUAAACGAUGGAAAAGGGAAAGAUCAAAACUAUCAUCUGAAUUAAAAUCACAGACACGUAUUAUCGAUGAUGAGAUUAAACGUUAUCGUGAUAAAUAUCGAGAUAUGAUCAAAGCAAAAGAUGACUAUGAACGUAUCAAUGCUGAUCAGAGUCAUUCACAAUUUGAUGUUGAGAAGGCAUUAAGUUAUGCAAGGCUAAAAGAAGUUGAUUUUGAAAGAGCACGUAAAGAUUAUUCAGCUGCAUUGGAUCAAUUUAAUUUAUAUCGUAAAGAUUAUUAUUUUCGUUGUCUACCAUUAUGGGCACAAGUUGGUAAAGACUUAGAGACUGUCAGAUAUACACGGACACAAUCACUAAUCAGUAUACUAUAUGAACGAUUACGUGUAGCAAUUGAUCGUAUGACUACUGUAUGCAGUGAAUUUCAAGCUGUCUCUACUCAUUUGAAUUCAGAUCAGGAUGCUGAAGAAAUUAUAAAUUUCUUACGUAGUAAUAAUGCCCCACCAGGUGAUAUUGAUUUUGUUGACUUAUCCUCUGCUUCACUGCCAUCAUCUUCUGGACCACAAACUUCUAUCACAUCAACAAACAAUGUAAAAUCAAAUAUUGGCUUGACAAGCGAACCUAUUUACUCAUCAGGCAGUGUUGUACUCCCAGCAAAUUUUCAUUGUUCUGUUUGGGCUGCAGAUCAUGCUGGUGGAACAGGCCGUGGUGGUGGGGGUGAAGCAUCAAUCAAUAAACAGUACAAUCCUCCGUCUGGAGAAGCAAUGAUUUACGGGGAAUCUGGUUCUACCUAUUCUGCCUCAUAUGCAUCAACAACCGCAUCGACAACAAAUGGUCCUACGAAUGGUAGUCUCGGCGGUGGUGGUGGUAGUAUGAAUAGUCGACGUCCUAGUGUUAGUGAUCAUUUCGCUGUACCAAAUCCACGUCAUCCUAGUCAACAAUUGUAUGCUUCUAAUGGUGCUGGAUUUUUCCGUAGAAUUUUUUCACGACGUAGUAGGCACAAUUCACUGAAUCUAUGCCAUGAAGUUAAUUCUGGUAGUGAUGGUGUCGUGUCUGGAUGGUCAAAUCCUUUUUUUGAUCCUGUUGUACCAUGGCGUAAAAGUUCACAUCAAUACCCCCAUCAGCAGCAACAACACAAAAGCAGUAUGAAUAGUUUUCGUAAGAAACUCUCCUCUCGUCGCAUGAAGUUCACUCGCCAACGCAGUGUUGAUGAUAAUGAAGGCGUGGUGACGGUGAUGAAUACCGCCGGCAAAGAUACAUUGGAUAUACGAGCAUCACAGAGUACUGGAGAUCUGAGUGUUGUAAAUUUAAAGACAAUCGCUGAUUUAUGUGAUCCAAAUCGUGUUAAACGUCAGGGUACAUUUCAUCAAACUAAUGGUGAAUAUAAUCCAGUGAAACCAGGUGGACAUAAAUCUAGAUCUAGAGAUAAUAUUGUCAUUGAUACAAGUGAUUUCUCUGAUUCUUGUUCCGAUUUCGAGAAUGAUGAAGUGCAUAGCCAACCGAUUAUUCAACCACCGACAGAAGAAGUAACACCGUCAACAGCAAUACAAAUGAAUUCACUGCCUAAUAAUAAUGAAAAUAUAGCUUAUGCAACAACCUCUGUAUUAAAUGGCCUGCCGAAUUCAAUUCCAUCCCAAUAUCCGCCUUCUCUUUCUGAUAUAGCAUCAUUACCGUCUCAUCAUCCGUCUUUCGAUACUCAAGGCGCAACUUCAUCAUCAAGUAAAGAUAAGUUGUCAAUUCCAUUGCAUUAUUUUGCAGCAAUGGCAAAAACAUCAGUAGCCAUUGAUAAUAAUGGUAAUAAUAAUAAUAAUACCAAUGGGAAAUAUUUAAAAAAUGAAGGCAAGUCAUGCAGUAGUGCACCUUUAGCAGAACCAGAAACAGCUUCUACAGUGACUUCGUCGACUUCAUCUCGACCAACAUCGACAUCGUCUUCUUUAAAUGGUCAAAUACUGCCUUCGGUGAAACAAAAUCUAGCAGCUGUUAAAUCUAACAAUAACACUAAAUACCAUUCAGUGAAUGGGAAUGCUGCCUAUAAUUGUGUAAAUGAUUCUAAUCAUAAUGAUAAGGAUUCUACAGCUGCUCAUACAUUCAUGUAUUCACAUAUGAAUUCUUCCUACAAUCAUCAUCAACAACAUUCAGAGGGGAAGAGCUCACAUCAAAUUUUAUAUGAUCAACAUAAAAACAUGUUGAAAAGGCAUGAACAACAAAGGCUUUGGCUUUUACAACAAGAUGGUGGUCAGCAGCAGCAGCAGCAGAAGGAACAGUCGUUACAACAACAACACCAGCAGCAGCAACAACAUCGGUCAUCUCGAGCACCAGAUAACAGUGAUACAAGCUCUACACUAUCUGUUAGUUAUCAUAGUAAUAGUAGCAGUAGUAAUAAUAAUAAUAAUAAUCGAGAUAAGAAUUCAUCCGGAAAAGAAUCAUCACAGAUUGUUGUUAUUGGUGAUUGUACUGCUUUAUAUUCUUUUACAGCUGAUGGCUUUGAAUCCUGUUAUCUAGCCUUUGAGGCUAAUGAAAAAUUUUAUAUUCUAUCAAGUGAUCCAACCGAAGAUACUACAGACUGGCUUCAUGUUUGUCGUAUGCAGCAGCAACAGCAGCAGCAUCCCUUUGAGAUAGGUUAUGUUCCAACAGCUUAUGUUCAACAACAACUUUAUUCUCAACCAAUUCUUCUACCGAAUAAUCAUAAUACUAAACAUGAACCAACACAGGAUUCAUCGGAUUCCUCAUCAACUACUAAGACAGCAACGACAACAGCGACACCGAAAAGACCAGCAACUACAAUACCAAUAUCAACAACACAUAAUGGACAGAUAAAAAGUUCAGGGAGUAAUAAUAAUAGUACCGUUAGUAAUAGGAGCAACAUGAAUCCUUGUAUGAUGAAUAGAAAUUUUAGAGGUACUUCACCUUAUGUACGUUUAAGUGGAGUUUCAAGAGAUACUGACUUAUAAGUUUUACACCUAUUUAUUUAUUGUGUGUAUUCGUUAAGGUAAGUCAUUUGUGUGUGUUUUUGCACUGCAUACAUACACUGUCACACACGUGUAUUGUUCACUUCACGUCAUUGUUGUGACUAACAGUAUUCCGACAAAAACUAUCUCCUUAUCCCGACGAACAUCCUGAUGGCACAUAAUUCCUCUUUUUUCUUGUACAUAUAUACACACAUAUAUAUAGGAAGCAAUACAUGAACGAUUGAUGUGUAUGACUAAAAUGGAAAGAUUGUCCUUUGUUAUAUUAUUACACAUAAAUAUUGAUUUUUUCUCCUUUUCUAUCUACUAGGGGGGUUGUAACUUUUUUUCCAAUUUACCCAUCAUUGAUUCAUGCAAACACAAUUAACAGUUUUUAGUCCUUUUAUAUCUUUGUGUAGAUGAUGAGGAUGUUGGGAGACUCUUUAUUAUUAAUCGUCAACAUUGACUGUUUUUACACUGUGAAUUUCUAUAUUUCUACAGCAUAUAUAUACAGUAAAUAAUCUGAAUUGUAAUCAGUAAUUUCUUUUUCUACCUGUUCAGAUACAUAUAUAUAUAUAUAUAUCAUAGGAGAUAAAUUUAUUCACUUCCCUGUUUUUCUUUCUUGGUCGUUUGUUUCUCUGCCUAACACAAUACACAU